Molecule: messenger RNA, 345 nt
Organism: Gongylonema pulchrum
Lineage: Eukaryota; Metazoa; Nematoda; Chromadorea; Rhabditida; Gongylonematidae
Source: the annotation of a GenBank genome assembly
AUGUACGAGUUAUCCGAUAUUCCGGAUUGGUCACUGGUGGAGGGUCUCGGAAUAAGUGAGGAAGACUGGGGGAGAAAACUGACGGCUGAAGAACGCGAAAAAAUGCAUCGGUGCUCGCCGAUCUCACAUGUUGAAAAGGUAAUCACUCCAUACUUAUUACUACUCGGAGAAAAAGAUCUGCGAGUUGUGAAUCAUUAUCGACCGUUUAUUCGAAAUUUGGUUGCGCGUAGCAUCCCCAAUAAGAUUUACAUAUACCCUGAAGCUUGUCACCCGCUGGAUCAAGUAGAUGUAGAAGCAGACUGCGCAAUCAAUAUUGUUUGCUGGCUGAACAGAUAUCUUCAGUGA